AGAAAAAAGAGUUUUUAAAGUAAUAAAGCAGAAUAUUUAUGAGUUAAAUAUGUUAAAUUGUAUUUUUUAUGUUUGUGUUUGUGUGUGCGGUGGUCCGUCGGCGGAAUGAUUUUACCGGAAGUUUAGAAUCACCUUGGAUUCAAAUAGCUCCUCUUGCAUGACAAGGAAGCAGCUCUCCGAUAUAUUUCGCAAUUUUCUGUGCCUACGUGUGUGAAAUGAAGCGGUACAGCUCGUGGAUCAUGGGGGUUUUAGGGACCUAACCUGCUAAGAUGAGUGAUGUAGAGGCAGCACAGUAUGAGCCUAGUCGUAAAAACGGCUGGACUCUGCCACUUGCAAAACUUCAAGUGCUAGCCUGGACGGUGCUGGUCUUGCUGGGAGUUCUCCACUUUACCUCCCUUGUUCCCACCCUGCGCACCUCAUGGCAGCCUGCGGCGCACAUAGUUCCAGCAUUGGUGCUGACCUUUCACCUGAUAGUCCACCUGGUUACAAUGACAAUUGACCCGUCUGAUAACAAUGUGCUACCAUUUCCAAAAAUUAAGUUUGAUUGAUCAAAGCAUGAACAUUUAAUAGAAAACUCCCACUGCAACAUAUGCCAAGUCGAUGUAGGGGUAAAAUCAAGGCACUGUAGAAUCUGCAAUAAAUAUAUCGACAGAUAUGACCACCACUGCGAAUUCUUGAAUAACUGUAUUGGUGGCAAAAACUACAGAUGGUUCAUAGCAACACUUGUAAGCGCUGUUGUUGCCAUCGGCAUGGUAACUGGCAUUGCUGUGACUGAGUUUGUUACCUACUUCAUGGAUCAAGCUAGCAGGAACUUUCUGCAGCCAUACCGGGAACUUGACGGCAUGCAACACUUCAGAGAGGCCGAGUUUAAAAUCUUCCUCCAAAGUGUCCCCCACAAGGUGUGGCUCGCCAUGCUGGCAGUCUUUUUCGUGCUGGGCUUCCUUGCCCUUGCCAUGGUCUCACAUCUUCUUGGUUUUCACAUAUAUUUCAUUUACCUCAAUAUGAGUACAUAGGACUACAUUAUGGUUCAAAGGGACAAAAAAAGCCAGGAAAAGGUUGGCAGCAAUUACAAGGGCUGCCACAAAAAGAAGAGCGAAGUGAACCAGCCAUCAGACAGCAGCGCAACCAACAAUGCCAACACUACCAGCCUGCCUUUACGUGACACUGCGGCCCCCAGCCUGCCUUCACCUGACACUCAGGCCCCAAGCCUGCCUUCACCUGACACUCAGGACCCAAGCCUGCCUUCACCUGACACUCAGGCACCCAGCCUGCCUUCACCUGACACUCAGGCCCCAAGCCUGCCUUCACCUGACACUCAGGCACCCAGCCUGCCUUCACAUGACACUCAGGCCCCAAGCCUGCCUUCACCUGACACUCAGGCCCUAAGCCUGCCUUCACCUGACACUCAGGUCCCAAGCCUGCCUUCACCUGACACUCAGGCCCCAAGCCUGCCUUCACCUGACACUCAGGCCCCAAGCCUGCCUUCACCUGACACUCAGGCACCCAGCCUGCCUUCACAUGACACUCAGGCCCCAAGCCUGCCUUCACCUGACACUCAGGCCCUAAGCCUGCCUUCACCUGACACUCAGGUCCCAAGCCUGCCUUCACCUGACACUCAGGCCCCAAGCCUGCCUUCACCUGACACUCAGGCCCCCAGCCUGCCUUCACCUGACACUCAGGCCCCAAGCCUGCCUUCACCUGACACUCAGGCCCCCAGCCUGCCUUCACCUAAUACUCAGGACCCCAGUCUGCCUUCACCUGACACUCAGGACCCAUGCCUGCCUUCACCUAACACUCAGGACCCCAGCCUGCCUUCACCUGAUGCUCAGGACCCCAGCCUGCCUUCACCUGAUGCUCAGGACCCCAGCCUGCCUUCACCUGACACUCAGGCCCCAAUAAGCACAGAGAACAACAACAACAACUCCAAACAGGUGCCCUCCCAGCACCCCUGCGCCCUGCAUGUUGUCAACGAAUGUGUGACCACCGACAGACUGGUACCACCGCUCCAAGGGGACAACAGACUGGUACCACCGCUCCAAGGGGACAGGAGAGCUUGGCUGCAGACCAGACAUUGAAAUACGGAAAUAAGGAUCUUUGAAUCAUUCUUACCACACAAAUAUUCCAGAGGCACUUUUCCACUGGGACACUGUACAGAUGGAGUUACAGCGACGCUUGUGCUGUUAGUAACGUAGGUGAUGCCGCCAAUUGUAAACGUGAACAUCGAUUCUGACUCGUUGAACACGGUUUGUGUGGUGUUUUCUAAGUAGGCAACGACAAAGAACAGACCUAUACAAUCUGAAGAUGGCUCUGAAAUUAAAAGCAUAUAUUUACAUUAUACUGUAACGGCAGAGUGCGCGCAAAAUUUUGUAAUGCGAUCAGUAUUUAGGCCAUAACACUGUAGUCGUCUUAUCCAGGGAUACUUCUAAGGCUUUAAAAAUAUUCAAUAUGAUUGCCAAGAUUGAUUGACUUUGAGUGAAAUCGCUGGCAUCUGGACUUUGUUGCUCCAUUUUUGCACUUUCGGUCACAGAUUGUGUUCGAGGCAUGUUUGGAACCAACAAGCGGAUUAACGAAGCGCUUAGUUCAUUCUUGUAUACGAGCUGGGAUUCCAUACACACCUCCGUGCUUAUAAUAAAUCGUUUCACGUUUGUAACGCUGUAUAAUUUUCAUGUUUUCAAAUCAUCAAAAAUGCAUGUAAUGGAUAUUUUAGAGCAUGGUUAAUGUGCAGCAUAACUGUUUUCUCGCAAAUAUGCAUUCAACGAAAAUUUGCAAAACCGAAUUUAUUUUUUCCACUUUCGUCAAUUUACCGAAACUUGAACAGUUCCCAUCAUAAAAUCAAACACAGGUUUGAAUGCAAAAGAAAACCUGUCGUGUAUGCAUUAUACAUACAGCUAAUUCGGAUUAGCCCACGUCCAGCCUAUUUGCAGACUUUCAGAUAUGAGUGAAUAUAAAUGUGUGACAAACCAAAAUUAAAUAUAUCAUCACAUCUCAUACUUCUUAAUUACGUAUAUUAUACCUAACUUCAAAAGGAAACCAUGUUGUGAUUUGCCGAUAUUUACAUAUUGCGCGGUGCCAAACACAUCGUGUGUGGUAUACUUAAUCAGGGUGCAGGAUCCCGUGACUUUAUGGGGUUCCCCCUUUUAACUUUAAUGGGUGUAAACACGGCAGUUAGUGAUGCUUUAUUUCAAACAAUUUUUUUGAACAAUUUUUCUGAAGAAUUUCAACUAGUGCAUAAAAGAUAGAUUUCUAUUCUGCUUAUGUCAAUGUGAAAUACAUCAGAAUACAUCCGAAUUACUUUAUUGUGUUCUUAUUGAAAAUUCGAUUUUUAAUACACGGUUAUGCUUCAGUCAACGUGGAAUUUUGUCACCGAUUUCAGACGUAUUCAAGGAUUUAUUUUUAUACCUUAAGAUAUCGGUACAAACUGCAAGAAAAACUGUCUUGUAUGCACUAAAGAAUUUUGCAAAUGUAUUUCAAUAACUUAAGAUAUUUGCUAAAAUAAAGCUCUUAAGGUGUGA
This is a messenger RNA of Dreissena polymorpha, 3512 nucleotides long. RefSeq lists its product as uncharacterized. NCBI's taxonomy places the organism in Eukaryota, Metazoa, Mollusca, Bivalvia, Myida, Dreissenidae. Bases 1023 to 2075 code for a protein of 350 amino acids. The transcript has 9 exons. The record is from RefSeq and is a predicted model, not a curated record.